Lolium rigidum is the source of this 1060-nucleotide messenger RNA. Its product is annotated as transcription factor MYBS1. The coding region runs from base 146 to 919 and encodes 257 amino acids. Gene Ontology annotation, molecular function: DNA binding. The transcript is spliced from 2 exons. Lineage: Eukaryota; Viridiplantae; Streptophyta; Magnoliopsida; Poales; Poaceae. The record is from RefSeq and is a predicted model, not a curated record.
CCAACCAUCGCUCGUGGAGAUAAGGCUCUGUCCCGCCAUUGGGUUGUUAAUUACUACUUAUCGUACUCCGGCCGUGGCUAACCUGCGCCGUAACACCACCACCACAGCCAUCUCACCGGCCGCCGGCCGCCGGCCGACCUCCCCGAUGACCACGCAAGCAACGUGGACCAGGGAAGAGGACAAGGCGUUCGAGAACGCGCUAGCAGCUGCCGCACCACCGCCGCUGGAAGGCCUGCCGGAGGACGACUGGUUCGUUGCGCUCGCGGCGAGCGUGCCGGCGCGGUCGACGGAGGAGGUGCGGCUACACUACGAGGCGCUGGUAGAGGACGUCGGCGCCAUCGACGCAGGACGCGUCCCGCUCCCGCGCUACGCCGGGGAGGAGUCCGACGGUGCCGGCGCCGCUCCCAAGGAUGACGGUAGCGCGCACCGGCGUGAGGAUCGGAAGAACUACGAGUCGGGGAAGAACUGCUCCAAGGCGGAGCAGGAGAGGCGCAAGGGCAUCCCAUGGACAGAGGAAGAGCACAGAUUGUUUUUGCUGGGGCUGGACAAGUUUGGCAAGGGUGACUGGCGGAGCAUCUCGCGCAACUUCGUCAUCUCCCGGACGCCCACGCAGGUGGCGAGCCACGCGCAGAAGUACUUCAUCCGCCUCAACUCCAUGAACCGGGACAGGCGCCGCUCCAGCAUCCACGACAUCACCAGCAUCAACGCCGGCGAGGGCGUCCCGCAGCAAGGCCAGGCCACGAAGCACCCCGCAGCCGGGAUGGGCAUGUACGGCGGGGCGCCCAUGGGCCACCCCGUCGCUGGUCACCACAUGGUCCCCGCCGCCGCCGUGGGAACGCCGGUGAUGUUCCCGCCGGGGCACUCGCCCUACGUCAUGCCUGUUGGCUACCCGGCUCCCCAGGCGAAGAUGCAUCAGUAACCAUGCCAAUGCCACACUUACUCCACUUGCUUGGUGUUGCUUCUGCUCCGCAGCCCAAGAUGCAUCGCCAAAUGCCACACUUACACGAAGCAGAUCAACCGCCUGAAAUGAACGAUGUAUAGAAGCAUUUCUCCCUUGUUA